GCGCUAUUGGCCCGGCUCGGCGCGAGCGCGACGCCUUCGGGCCUCCGUCGCGGGCGCAGGGAUCGAGCUCUGCGCCGACGCGUGCGGCCGAGGCGUGGGGCUGCCCUACCUAGCUGCCUCUCACCUGCUGAGCCCACAGCUGCCCACCCGACGUGAGGUAGCCGUGCGAGCCCUCGCGGAACCAUGGGCAUCAUGAAGCGGAAACAAGAGACGUUGUUACCGCCCAUCUCGGACCCGACGCCGCCGCCGCCCACGCAACUCCGGGACGCGCACCCGCGGAAGCCGGCGAAUUGCGUGACUUGCGUCGUCAUCGCCGCACGAGAUCUACGGGCCGCGGACGGCGGCUGGCUCACGCGCGGGAGUAGUGACCCCUACGUCAAGGUUAUUGUCGAGAGCGUCGCCCAACAGACCACUCACAAAAACAGGACGCUGAACCCGGUCUACGGCGAACGGUUCGACUACGAGUGCGAGCACCCGGACAACAAUUAUGCGAUUGUGGAGGUCUGGGACUACGACAUGAUUUCCGGGGACGACUUUCUCGGCUGUGUGGCGGUACCCUUAGUGCAACUCACGGGCCGCGUCGAGAGGCGGGGCUGGUUCGAACUGCUCGAUCGGGAUUAUGAAAGACCACAUAAACUACCUCGAGGGGAUGUCGAGAUCGCCAUGAUCUGGCGCCACGAGCCGACCUAUGUGGUGGACUUGGAUCCCCUGUUUUCUCUACCGGAAAAAGAUAAAAAACGACCCGCGAACUGCCUGAAAUGCGUCGCGUUACGAGCCAUCAACCUCACGAAGCAUAGUACGGGAGGCGAUCCAUUUUUAGAGUUGGACAUCAAAGGCGACAAGGCGCAGACUCAAAGUGUAGCUAGUAGACGUCCGCGGUGGAUGGAGCCCCUCGACGUGAUCGCGGAGGACUGCGGCGGCGGCUACGUCGACGUGAAUGUCUACGACAAGGGUCCUGUCAAUAGGUUGGUCGGGUCGAUACGCGUCGAGCUGGACCCCUUACAAGAUAGGAAAAGCAAUCGACAGUGGUACACGCUCGAGCCCCACAUACCUGAGGAGGUCGACGAGGAGGCGUCGGUUGCUGAGGAGACACCCGGGGGCACAAAAAUGUCAAAAGCGAACGUCCGCAAAGCCAAAGCCGCGGCCAUCAAGAAGAAGAUGGCUGCCCAAAGGGCAAAGGACGCUCGCGCAAAGGCGGCGAAGGAGCGCUCCAAACGAGAACCUACCAAACCGGUGAUGCGCGUCGAGCUCGCUUUGAGGUUGGUCCAUGAUCCAGAUAAAGUUCUGAGGAUUCCCAAGGAGUUUAACCUAGAUACGCCCGGGGCGCCGGAUCUACCUCGGAACGAGUUGCGAGUCGUGGUCGUCCGAGCGAGGAAUUUACCUCCCACAGACCCUUUGGCGCAGAUGAAGGACCUCCAGAAUGAAACGGACCCCGUACAUGGUGCUAUGGCCACAGCGUCGGCGUUGACAUCCGCAGUGGAAGGAAUAGGGCAGGUGCUGGGGCCGUCCGCGGACCCCUUCGUCGAUAUCGAGGUCGAGGGCAUUGAAAGAAAGACAACCAUCAAAAGAAGGUCAUUACAUCCACAAUGGAUGGAGCUGCUCCAGUUUCCCAUUGACGAGUUGGACCACGCGUUUACGCUGCACGUGAGAGAUCAUAAUGAACUAGGAGCGUCGACAUCUAUCGGACGCAUCAAGUUCCCCAAGUUAUCAAAGCGCCUGAAAGUCUUUGAUGACGAAGCCUGGAGGGUCUGGCACGUCCUCGACUGCACGCCCGAAGAGGGCCCUCCACCGACGCCUCCCUACCCGAAGCCUAGGGCUUUUGAUCUGCCGAAGAUUGAAUUAGCGGUGCGCUUCGUUCACAAUCCUGACCUAGUAUUACAUUUACCAGAAGGGUGGGACGAGUGCGCGAAUGAACUCAAACCGCCCAACGAACUCAAAAUCGUCGUGGCACGAGCGAGAAAUUUACCGAUCAUGGAUAGACAUGCAUUACUACACCGAACGGGCGGGAGCACGGACCCCUUCGUGAAGCUCCACUUCGACGGGGACGAGGCAGAAACAAAUGUACUGAAGAAAGACCUUGAUCCCGUCUGGAACGAGGUUGUGGCCAUGCCCGUGGAGUUGCUGUUGGAGGGCGAAACGUUGGAGGUCCAAUGCUUGGAUCACGAGACACUUGGGGGUGGCGAACACGUCGGUAGCGUACAUUUGGAGCUGAAACCAUUGAUAGAACAACGAACUACAACGAGAAAAUGGUACCCCUUCUGCAAGAAGGACGUCGAAGGUCAGAUACUCCCGCCGCAAGUACCGCCUCGAUUGGGCAAAUUAGAACUCGCGACAAGGUGGGUCCACAAUCCAAAAUUAGUUAUACCGUGCCCGAAAGCUUUAUUGAAGGACAAACACAAGGACAAGCCGGGCAACGAAUUACGAACUUGUGUCAUCAGGUGUAGGAAUCUACGAAUCCCGGGCAAGAAGACGGGCAGGAAGGGCGUCGACCCCUACGUCGAGAUGGUCCUUUGUGGCGACAUCUUCACGACGAAGACGAGAGAGAGAAAUGCGAACCCCAAGUUCCUCGAUGUUCGUACAUAUGACGUGAACGAGGUCGAACUGGAGGACGCGCCGUGGCAACUCACGGUCUGGGACGCGCGCGGGGACAAAGCGCCUCUGAGUCGACAACCGUCCCGCAAGAACUCGCCGCGCGCGCCGGCCCCGGCGCCGGCGCCGGCUCCUUCCGGUUCAUUGUUGGAAGAUAGGGUACCUUCGCGCAAUUUAAUUGGGGACGCCGACGCGCCACUAGGUGAACUGGAGGAGCGGGAAUUGUGUCGGAAGUGGCUGCCGCUAUGCAAUGAGACCGGUCAGCGCACUGGUAAAAUAGAAAUCGCAUUAAGGUGGCUGCACAACCCGAAGAAACAUGUGGAGAUGCCCGAGCAAUUUCAUCCUACUCAAAGGGGUCUAGAUGCGUUGAAGGAGCCGAACCAGUUGUUUGUCUUUAUUUUGCGAGGGUCUCGAUUGCCAUUAAGGCCGGAUGGUAGUUGUAGAGACCCCUACGUGCAGUGCCGGUUAGAGUCGCAUACGCAUAGUCCGCCGACCCAUUCCCACCCUAGUCAUCACCAUACCCACACUCAUACUUCAGUACAUAAAACCAAAGUGAAGGAGAACUCGCACGCCCCAAAAUGGCUCCACCCCAUGUACUUUCGGCUGCGGCAGCGACAGCUCGACGAAGACCCCGACGCUUUACUAGAGGUCGGUGUGUAUGAUUGGGAUGAGCAGAACUUACCCGGCGACCUGAUGGGCCGCUUCACGCUCAAACUAAGCGAAGUCGCACCGGACGCGAAGAAGAUAUGGUACGAAGGGCAAGACGAGGAGAGGGACCCCGUGCACUCGCGCUUCUGGACGAAGCUCAAGAACGGCCCUCCCGGAGUGGCUGGGAGCGUGGAAAUCGCGUUGCACUGGGCCCACAAUGUGGAAUUGGCCAUGGUCAUGCGCGAGGAGAAGUUGCUCGCUCGCGAGGCGGCGGAGGUGGCCGAGGCUCGCGUCGUCGCGGACAUGGCUCAGGCCAUCGAGGCGGAGACGCCUGCUUCCUUAGCGGCCCAUGUGGCCAUGAAGGCUAGGAAUUUGAAAGGGAGAGCGCCGAACACUUUGGAAGUGUGCGUGGCGCGGGCGCGGGACCUGAGUGCUGGUCAUAGAAAGGAGGAAGUCCCGCGACCCUUCGCGGUCUUAACCCCAGUACCCGACGCUUAUGCGGUUGCGUCGCUGUGGACCCUGCCUCUACAACUACAAUUGCAAGCGGACGAGGGCACGCUCGGCCAGCACGAGGCUCGACUGAGGAGGAAGGAAUUCAUGCGUGCCGAGCCUACUUGUGUCUUGCCGAAUCGAGACGAGGUGACACCAGAACCCACGCCUCGGGAAGAUGAGGACGAGUCGUCCGUCAUGUCGGAUGAGAGCGAUCAGGAUGACUUACAUAAAACCGAUAGGGUGCCGACGUGGCUGUCGCGGUCCACGUUCCGUCUACCGAGACAUGGGAGAGCGGUCGACGCGUCGACGCUGUCGGUGGAAGUCUGCGACAACGCCGCAGAUGAUCCUGAGUUACCGAUAGGUAGGGUGUUGAUACCGCUAUCCGAAGUACAGGAACAAGCUUCAACAGAUGAAGGGCUGCGGGGCUGGCACGCCUGCGACGAGACGGGCGGCGCUUUGGAUUUGUGGUACCGGUUAAGUUAUGACCCGGCCUACUCGCCGGAAGAGGUGCUCGAGGACGAAGUCGAAAGUACAUAUCAGAAAGGGGAGCUCGCGAACGAGCUGAAAGUUGUUGUGGUCGGUGCGCGCGUACGAGCGCGCCAGGUGCCGCCGCCGCCACCUUCUCCUAUUGUGAAAAAGAAGAGAGGUAAGAAAGCACCACCACCAAAAAAGCCCGUGAGCGGCCUCGAGGUGUCGCUGGCGUUUCUGGGGAGAGAUCGCGUCACGCGCAUAGCGCCCUUCUCUACCGGAGAUGAAGGUCAGAUGAGAAAUGCGUACCAUCGCUUCGACACGCAUUUCGUGGCCAAAGACGUAAGGGACUAUCUGGACGUCACUUUGGUGGAGCUGGAGCACGACAAGCGUAUCGAGAAGGGCCAGGCUCGUAUAUAUAUGAAAGAUCUAGCGCAUCGGAGGCCUACGAGAAGGUGGCUGCCCGUCAUCCUCAGUACGCCGAUGGGCGACGAGGUGAGCGAGGUGGAAGUUGUGUUGCGGUUGACGCAUUCGCUGGAGUUGGCGACCUUUUUAUUACCUGAUCCUAUUCAGAUCGAUGUCCAACAGUUGACCUACGAGGACCAUCCCGAGGUUCCUGAGAGAACUAGAGCUCACGUGUCCACCAUCACGGUGCAGACGGAUCCCCUGCAGGAUCCUUCGGUCAAACCGCUGGGCGAGGCCUGCGGGCGCUUCGAAGAAAGUACUGAGAGGACUAGUGAGUGGAGUGGCGGGACCAUCAUCAAGACACAUAAGGACGGGUCCUUCGACAUCGACUUCGAGGAUGGGUCUCGGGAAAAAAGAGUACCCAGUAAUUGUGUGGAGCGCAUCCCCACGGGCAAUUCGCCAAAAGUAGCGACCUGGGACAAGCCCGCCGUCGCGCCGCUCGGUGUCAGUGAUGUGGUCCGAGCGAAACAAAAAGUCUGCGUGUGCGGAUUUACGCGGAAGCAGCACGCGCCCGAUCUGGACCCGUUUGCGGUGCCGCGCUGGUUCUACACGCCCGAGGACGGGGGAGAAGCGGUCGGCCCCCACAAUUUGCGGGAACUGAAAGAUUUGUGGAAAGCAAAGACGAUCAAUAAUGAUUCGAGACUGUGGCGGGAAGGUCUAAACGAGUGGACGCGCAUCGACGAGCUCCAUGCGCUCAAAAGGAUUCUCUGGGACUACCCGGCGUUACCCGAAACGUCGCCCUCGAAGAAGAGUGGCUCUCGCAAUUGGUUUGUGGACAUGGGUCAAACAACCGCUGGCUUCGAGGGGGCGCAGGUCACGCCUCGGGCUUUACCUGAUUUAGGUGAGGUCGUGCCCGACUCGCCCGUCGAGGACAUCGAUGCGGAAUUGGCGAAGCUGCGGGUGCCCGAGGCCGAGCCGUCGUCGGACGAAGAGGUCGACGUCGGCGACGAGCUAGAUAAGGCGACGCCUCGCGACGAUGUAGAAACAGGUGCAGCGAUCAUCGACGGCAUGCAGGGACCUUUUAGUGCCGGGGAACUGCGCGACGCGUACGAGACGGGUCGGCUCCAGGACGAUACGUUAUUGUGGAAGGGCCCGGGCCCCGAAUCCGGACACAGGGACGACGCCUUUGGGCCGCUCAUGGACAAAGAUAAAUUACCGCUCUGGGGCCGGCGCCAGGCUUGUGGAUGUGUGCAACUCGAGCAGGUCGACGUUUCAAUGGCGUGCGAACUCUGCGGCAAUCUGGCCACGGUCCACUCGGUAGAUGCUUUACCGUUACAGUUACGGGAGGGCGACGACACGCCGCUCGACCGGAACCGGCCUCCUAGAAUAAUUUGUACGGAAGCUAGAGCGGGCGGCUCGCUCGACGCGAAAGAACUCGUGGACGGGCGCGUCUGGGUCUCGGGCAAAGAGGCCGAGAAGGAGCCGCUGGCCAUCACGCACGUCGUUAGAGUGUUGCGCGAAGCGCCUGAAAGGCCGCCGACGCCGCCCUCGAAGCAGAGACUCGAUCUCGCGGACGAGGAAAAAGUCCGAGAGUUGGAGGGCUGGGAACAGCGCCUGUGCCAGCACGACGCCGACAAGUAUGAUGGGAGCUUACCAAAACAGCCGCCGCGAAAGGUCGACGCCGAGGGUGGCAAACACCUCGCUUCUGGCAGGAGCUGGACGGUGACGCCGGAGGAUCGGGAGGCGGACCUAUCGACCUUUGUCAUCCUGAAAGAUGAAGAUGACUUGACAGAUGCUUUGAAAACGUUCGCGGACUAUGUAGAUAACAUCAAGGCGACGUGGACGGCCGCGAACCCGGCGCGCAUUUUGAUCGUAGAUACGCUGGACGAGAGGCCCUGGAAGGGGUGUGUGUUGGGCGCCGCCUAUUGCGCCAGGGAGGAGGGCUGGAGCGGUGACGAAGCGUUGAGGUUCGUCGGUACGAGAUGUAGCGAGGCGGGCGCGCCCUACGCGUCCGGAAAGGAGUUGGAAGAAGAUAUCCCGAGCGACUGGUUUGGAGCAUUAAAUAGUGUAGCACAGAAAACAGAAAUAGGCCGCCUCUUCUGCCACGACUGCUUCGAGGACUGGCGAUACGGGGCCAUCGACGACGUCGCGUCCACAAAAGUGGCCGCGGCUAUUCGAAGACUGCGAGCUAGGGAUGAUGCCCUGGAGGUGCUUGAUUUACGAAACGAGGGGCCUUUGGGGUGGGAGCUGGCGGGCGUUUUAGGCGCCGCGGCGGGCCAUUCUAUCACUCUGGUAAGUUUGGACGUCGCGUCUUGUGAGAUCGGUGAUCGAGGCUGCGCGGCGCUGUGCACGGCGCUAUUGCACGGCACGGCGGGCGUCGGCGGGUUAUCUUUGGCUUUUUUGGGAUUGGCGAACAACAAGAUCAAGGACGCGGGCGCCGACGCGUUAAGUGCACUACUAGCGGCGGGCGCCAAGGCCGCUAGGCGGCGCGCGGCGAAGCCGGACUUGCUAAGGCCAAAUGACGACCUCGUCUUCGAGGGCGGAAGCUGCCCCUUGACGGCGCUGGACCUGAGUCACAAUUCCGUGAGUGGAGACGGCGCGCGUUCAUUAGGAAGGGCCUUGCGGUACCACCAGCUCCUCGUGGCGCUAGAUUUAGCCUCAAAUCAUCUCGGGAGUUCAGGAGGCGUCCACAUCUUGGAUGCUUUAUCUCAACCGGACGAGGAAGACGUGCUGGCAGCGCAGGCGUACAAGGAAAAGGAGUACGACGUGGACUCGCUUGAAGAAGGUUCCUCUCUACAUUCCUACGCUUCGGGCCUCAAGGAGCGGGCGGAGAAGGCCAUCUACUACAACUGCACCCUCACGCAACUGAAUUUGGCGCGGAACGCGCUAGGCGCGGACUGUGCGGAGGUCCUAGCGAAGGUUUUGAGGAGGAACCAAUGUAUUUCUUCCUUAGACCUGUCGGACAACCCGUUAUUGUUUGAACCGCAGCAUCUGACGGACGAGACCUAUGUGGGGAUCUUUGGCGGGACAGAUGUCAACUAUCAGACAGGCGAGGAGAAGGACCCCCUCUGCGCGAAACGACUGCCGCUGGAGUGCUUCGACAUGCUGCGGCUGUAUAACCGGUCGGUCUUAAAGUUGGAUCUGAGCUUCGUCGAGCUGGACGAGGACGCGUGCUUCGCCAUCGGAAGGUACUUAUCAUAUAAAGAAUGUGCCUUGGUGGAGUUGAUCUUGAGCUGCUGCAACAUCGAUGCUAACAGAGCAGAAGUUAUCGCGAACCAAUUGGCUAAAUCCUACGAGGCGCCCACGCUCGUAGCUUGGGAUCUCUCGCGGAACCCGCUCGGCGACCAGGGCGCCGCGCACUUAACAAGUGCGAUCGCCGUCGCGCCCAUGAAGGCUCUUUCCAGGUUAUCAAUGGCGCAGUGCCACCUCGACCCGGAAGGUUGUGCUUGUGUCUUCUCUCUGCUAGAUUCUAGAUUAUCAGCAGUGUGCGACGUGCACGACCACAUCCUGGGCGACUCCAUUGAUAUGAUGGAAGGUGCGACAGUGACGGACUCCCUGCUCAAAGCCAAAAGUAGUGGAGUUAUACUACAAAAAGAGCCGGAGGUGUACGUGCCCAAGGACGAAAGUGAAUCUGAAGACGAGACGAACAGAAGUGAGUCCGAGAAUUCGUACGACGCGCACGCCUAUGAUCGCGACGACCCGCCUUUGCCUUCCUCCGUGAAUUCUCUACCUAGAUCUAUCCAAAGGAGGUGCGCGCAGCACGCCGCCGGGCCUCAUAGGCAACCCUCCAAAGUACCCACUGCGUCCAUUUUGAAUCGGACGGCGAAGCCCAAGACGGCCUACGGCACACUCACGGCGCGCGGCGCGAAGCAACGGAAGAACGCGCGCAUGGGGUCGCUGCGGGACGUCUUCCCCGAGCUUGGGUUGCGGGAGCUUGAUUUAGGAGACAAUUUUAUAGGAAGGGACGGCGUCUCCGUGUUAUGUAGUGCUUUACGGGCUAGAUCCUUCGAGGAAUCCCCCGUUCUGUUGGAGGUGCUGCGGAUGUCGAACGCGAGACUGGGACCGGGCGGCGGCUACGACCUGGGGCAAACGCUCGCGACGGGCGCCUUACCUGCUUUAAGGUUGUUGGACGUCUCGACGAACGCCAUGCAGGACACGGGCGCGGCGCAAUUGGGGCGGGCCCUGCGAGCCUUACCGGCGCUCCGGCGGUUAGACCUGUCCUACAACAACCUGACGGACGCCGCCGACACGGCGCUCCGGGCCUACCUCCGGACGGCGUCGGAAAGCACGGACGCGCAGAAGAUGCUUCCUUUGGAUAUUGACACGCGGGGCAACGUCUUCGACGAGGGCUUCAGCACGAACGACCUAGCUAGAGCCAAGGUCAUCGGCAAGUACGCGGCGACGGCGUCGCACCAGCAGCUGCCCGACGACCCCUUCGUGCGGACGAAGCCGCGCGACGACCACGCGUUCCUUCGCGGUUUCACGAACGUCGAGGGCGCGGGGUCCCUGACCCUCUCCGCUGGGUCGGCGCCGCUGCCGAGGGAUAAGGUGUGAGUUGUGUGA
Messenger RNA from Pelagomonas calceolata, 9165 nucleotides. NCBI's taxonomy places the organism in Eukaryota, Pelagophyceae, Pelagomonadales, Pelagomonadaceae. The record is from the annotation of a GenBank genome assembly.